AUGAUUUUUCCAUCACCCACUUUCGGUGGUUGUAUUUUUCCAUCUGGCCAUGUAAGAUGAACGGGCUCUGCUUUCUUAGGUCGGGAAAACACGGCACUGUGGUACAAGCGCCGAAAAAGGGUGAAUCAAUUUGAGAGAGAGAGAGGAGAGAGAGAGGAGAGAGAGAGAGAGAGAGAAAGGACGAGAGGGAGAGGGGAGAGAAGACGUUGACUAUAGGCUACGCAUCUGCAGAUUAAGGAAUAUAUUAAAAGGAAAGUUUAUUUACUGGGUGCAGCAGCACCAGUGAGUGAGAGCCCCAGCCCCCAGGCCAGGCCCCAGUCCUCAGUGUGGAGUGAUGGAGCUGCCCCGUGUUGGGAACUGCAGAGCCAGGCGACGGACACCCCUGCUGCUGAUGUGACGGAGACACGCAAGAUGUAACUCGUGGAUUCUUCUCAAAGGCCCCACUCAAAUCCCUAGACGACAGAAAAAAAGGAGUAACAUCUGUUUAUGCACAUAUUUCUGUUAAACCCCCCUGGAAAAAACAGAGAUAGACGGAAGAUAAAACACCUUUAAAAAUGAAACAUUAAAAGGAACAAAUUGCCACUGGAGAAACUAAGCAAAGUCAACCUGGUUGAGGAAUCCAUCAUCUUGGGAUCAACAUCUUCGGAGAAAGGGCAGGGUCAUGUCCCAGUUGCCAUGCGCAUCACCACGGUGACCUGCCUUCCCUGCCCCUCUCCCCUCCUCCUCCUAUUGGUCCAGCUGCUACUGCGGCUCCUCCUCUCUGGGCCAGAAUUUGUAGAGGCCGCCUCCCCCUGCCCCACCCAUUGCAGCUGCUCCAAUCAGGCCAGUCGAGUCAUCUGUACAAGACAGAGUCUGGAUGGGGUGCCUGAGAGCAUAUCUGUCAACACACGAUACCUCAACCUGCAGGAGAAUUCAAUAGAGGUUAUCAAGUCAGACACCUUCAAGCACUUGAGGCACCUUGAGAUCCUGCAGCUGUCUAAGAACAAAAUCAGUCAGAUUGAGGUGGGAGCAUUCAAUGGCCUGCCCAACCUCAAUACGCUGGAGCUGUUCGACAACCGCCUCACCCUGGUCCCCUCACAGGCCUUCGAGUACCUCAGCAAGCUGCGGGAGCUGUGGUUACGGAACAACCCCAUCGAGACGCUGCCGGGCUACGCCUUCCACCGCGUGCCCUCGCUGCGCCGGCUGGACCUGGGAGAGCUCAAGAAGCUGGACUACAUCUCAGACGCCGCCUUCGUGGGCCUGGUCAACCUGCGCUACCUGAACCUGGGCAUGUGUGGUCUGAAGGACAUCCCCAACCUGACGGCCCUGGUGCGUCUGGAGGAGCUGGAGCUGUCUGGGAACCGUCUGGAGAUCAUCCGGCCUGGCUCCUUCCAGGGCCUGGUGUCUCUCCGUAAGCUGUGGCUCAUGCACUCGCAAGUGAAGGUCAUCGAGCGCAACGCCUUCGACGACCUGAAGAACCUGGAGGAGCUCAACCUUUCCCACAACUCCCUGCACUCGCUGCCCCAUGACCUCUUCACCCCACUGCACCAGCUGGAGCGGGUGCACCUCAACCACAACCCCUGGGUGUGCAACUGUGACGUGCUGUGGCUCAGCUGGUGGCUGAAGGAGACGGUGCCCAGUAACACUACGUGCUGCGCCCGCUGCCACGCUCCCCCUGGCCUGAAGGGCAGGUACAUCGGGGAGCUGGACCAGAGUCACUUCACCUGCUACGCUCCCGUCAUCGUGGAGCCGCCCACCGACCUCAACGUUACCGAGGGCAUGGCUGCAGAGCUGAAGUGUCGCACGGGCACCACCAUGACCUCGGUCAACUGGCUCACGCCCAACGGCACCCUGAUGACCCACGGCUCCUACCGGGUACGGAUCUCCGUGCUGCACGAUGGUACCCUCAACUUUACCAACGUCACGCUGAGGGACACGGGUCAGUACACCUGCAUGGUGACCAACUCGGCUGGCAACACCACGGCAACCGCCGUGCUUAAUGUCACUGCCGCCGACGUUGGCGUCAGCUACUUCACUACUGUCACCGUGGAGACGGUGGAGCCCAACGAGGGCCCGACAGUCUACGCAGGCGUCAUGAACAGCCACAACGAGUCAUACGUCAUUACCCCGUCUGGCCACCAGUGGAGGGGGGGGCUCCCUACCACCGCCUCCUCCCUGUCAGCCUGGUCCUUGUCCUCAUCCCGGGCCACCCGGCCCACCUUUACUGUGCCCAUCACUGCCGAGACGGGCUAUUCUGGCCUUGAUGACGUGAUGAAGACCACCAAGAUCAUCAUAGGCUGCUUUGUGGCCAUUACCUUCAUGGCAGCCGUGAUGCUGGUGGUCUUCUACAAGCUGAGGAAGCAGCACCAGCUGCACAAGCACCACGGCCCCGCCCGCGCCAUCGAGAUCAUCAACGUGGAGGACGAGAUUGGCGCCGGUGCUGGUGGACGCGGGAGUGGCAUCUCAGGGGGCGGCACCGUCUCUCGGGAUGGAGGCGGAGGGGGAGGAGUAGGAGGAGGGCAGAGCCUGAGGAUGCAUCACCCGGAGAUGGUCAACCUACCCAACCUGGCCAGACAGGAGCACCUCAACCACUACUACAAGGCCCACCACUUCAACAACAACAUGAUGGGCCUGGGCAUGGGCCUCAACAACAACAACAACCCCUCCCUCUCCCCCUGUUCCCAGAGCACCCCCAACUCCUGUGCACAGGGACCCACCUCCACCAGCGGUGGCACCCCCACGGGUGGCUUGCUGCCCUCCCCUGUGCCCCUGCCCCAGCUGGGCAUCCACAGCUCUCUGAAGGGGCUCAUGGGGAAAGGCCAGAACCCUCAGAUCGAGCCUCUGCUCUUCAAGAGUGGCUCCAAGGAGAAUGUGCAAGAGACUCAGAUCUGAGAGAGAGAGAUGGAAAAAGAGAGAGAGAUGAAGAGACAGAAAACAGGGAGGGAGGGAGGGAGGGAGAGAGAGAGAGAGAGAGAGAGAGAGAGAGAGAGAGAGAGAGAGAGAGAGAGAGAGAGAGAGAGAGAGAGAGAGAGAGAGAGAGAGAGAGAGAGAGAGAGAGAGAGAGAGAGAGAGAGAGAGAGAGAGAGAGAGAGAGAGAGAGAGAGAGAGAGAGAGAGAGAGAGAGAGAGAGAGAGAGAGAGGAGUCUGAUUGUACUAUCCCCAUGGCCAUAUUUGGAUAGAAAGUGUUGGCUGGCAGAAUAUGAAAUAUUACAUAGACAUUGCUUUGUAUGGUUAGUAGAGAGAGAAGAGAGAGAGAGAGAGAGAGAGAGAGAGAGACCUCACACCUCUACUGUGUCUGCUCAACACCCGUCCAAGCAUUAACAUCUUCUGAGACACUCCAAGACAGACACACACAGCCCGACACAAGGACAGGAACAUUCUAUCAGCUAACACAUACACAGUGCAUUAUGAGAUUGACAACUAUGUGCCAAACUUGUGCAUGUCUGUGCCAAAGUAAAAGCCCUCGCAAUCUAUAUAUCCAUCCGCAGCAUUCCCAGACUGAAUCAGGUGACCAGGUUCAAUACUCAGACACAAUAAGAAUCACCACGGUUAUAACUAAAUACAGAUCACCUCGUAUAUUACCGGAUACAAUCCAAGUCACCAUGUAUAUAUAGAGAUAAGAUCUGCGUCACGAUGUUGAAGUAGGCGGAUAAGUGUUUGGGACUGUGUCAGAGCAGUACAGGGCUUCCCAGACGCACUCUGUGGAACAGGACAGAAAGUAAACCAUUGAGCAGAACACAGUUUAGUGUCGGACAACAAGCAAUGUAAUAGGAAGAGGAAACAACAUCAACAACGGUUGUGUUUUACUUAGUGGGCUCAAUCUCACUUUCUCCCCUCUUUCACACCUGACUGGCUACUCUCUUUAAAGGAGAGGAAGGUAUAUGGAGUGAAUCGUCGUAAAAAAAAUAAUGUAAUAGCAAAAAGGACUACGAAAGAUACAAAUAAACUGUGAAAGUACAUAUUAUAUAUAAAUAUAUUUUCAUUCGAAGAAAUAAAUUAUGAAGAAUCUUUACCAAGUUUCUGACUAAAUAGCCACAGCUUCUGAAGAAUAUAUGAACUGCUGUCAUAGCGGUCAUCACUAUGAAAACUUUGUUUGGCUAGCAACAAGAUGGCCGACAUUCUGUGCUGGAGAAGGACAUAUUGUAGUGGAGGCUGUGGAUGAGCAAGAGCUAAAAUUGGAAACGGGCACAGUGUUUGAUUGAAUUUAUUUUGGCUUCAAUUUUUGUAGCAUCACAAAGCGUUCCCUCUCAAGACACAUAAACAGGGUCGUUGGAGAAGGGGGACCUUUACUCUCCAUUUAAUGAGAACAUAUGAAAUAUGAUUACAAAACUUCACCCUUUGAUACAAACUAUAUGGAUAUUGUAAUGAUGAUAAUGAUGAUAAUUAUAAUAAUUCAGUAAAUGCUUAUCAACCGUAUACUGUAGAUAGCUCUUAAAAGCAGAUAUAGGGUUAGCAUUUUCUCUGAUUCAAGUGGUAAUAUCUAAAAUUGCAAUGUGAUCGGUUUCAACUUCAUGCAUUCAGUAUAUCUGUAUGCAAUAUAUCAUGAUAUUGAGAACAAAUUAUUAUUAUAAUUAUCAUCAUUAUUACUAUUAUUAUUACUAUUGAUUAUUAUUGUUAUUAUUAUCAUACACUGAGUGCACAAAACAUUAGGAACACCUUCCUAAUAUUGUGUUGAACCCCAUUUUGCCCUCAGAACAGCCUCAAUUGGUCGGGGAAUGGACUGCAAGGUGUUAAAAGCGUUCCACAGGGAUGCUGGCCUAUGUUGACUCCAAUGCAUCCCACAGUUGUCAAGUUGGCUGGAUGUCCUUUGGGUGGUGGACCAUUCUUGAUACACACAGGAAACUGUUGAGCUUGAAAAACCCGGCAGUGUUGCAGCUAUUGACACACUCCAACCUGUGCGCCUGGCACCUACUACCAUACCCCGUUCAAAUUCACCCUCUGAAUGGCACACAUACUCAAUCCAUGCCUCAAUUGUCUCGAUGCUUAAAAACCUGUCUUUAACCUGUCUCCUCCUCUUCAUCUACACUGAUUGAAGUGGAUUUAACAGGUGACAUCAAUAAGGGAUCAUAGUCUUCACAUGGUCAGUCUAUGUCAUGGAAAGAGCAGGUGUUCCUAAUGUUUUGUACAGUCAGUGUAUAGGUGGCAGAGCAGUCUAGUACAUCCUUAUGAAAGUUAUGUUUAUAAUUGAUUCAGUGGGGAAUGAUUUGAUUACACAUGGAACGAUGACGAUCCUUUCAACCACCAUAUUGACUCCAACAACAGGGGAUGGACUGUGUUCCACCAAACACCAACCUGCAGAAACAGGAAAUACAUGGUCCUCAAAAUGGCUGCUCCCACGUGGCAUCCUCACAGCCCAUGCCUCCUCAGAAACUCCUCUGUUUUGUACAACAACACCAGUCUCAGCCGAUCAGGACCCCUCAUUUUAUUCUGUUGUAUAAAAGACAGGACAUGAACCUUUGACGAAGACUGCUCGUUUGCAGAGGAUUAUAUCAGAACUCAGUGUUCUCCUGUGUGAAUGGAAUUCAUGGCAGCAGGGAACUAAAGGAGGACAGCAUUUUGAAGCAUUUGAAAGGUAAGAGAAACCUAUUCAAUGAAAGAGACAGAAAGCCUAGAUGAAUCAUAUGGUGAUGGGUGAUUUUUGUUUUUUAAGGAAAAGGACAAAUAAAUGAAAAAUAUAGAAACGUAUAGAUCUCUUAAAAAAAAGCUAUUAUAAGUGUUUUUUCAUUUUGUUUUUUUAUCUAGUUUGAUUAUUUCCUUUUUAUCUUUUUUAAAAUUCAAGUGUUAUCUCAAUUGUAAUAUUGUUAUUGUUAUUAUAAUUUGCUAAUUACACUGGUUAAUAUUCUGAAAGAUGUUCUGUCAGCAGAAGUCACAUUGAAAAAUUAAAAUAUCUGGCACACAAAAUGGCGGUUGAACUCUGUGAAACUUGGUGGCAUUAGUUUUUUUGUGUUUUAAUUGAAACAUCACUGUUUGUGUGUAUCCCUUUGGCUAAUACAGCUGUGCUUGAGUUGAGACACACAGAAUGUGAAAUAGCCGGCGAGGGGUCUUUUCCUGCACAAGGAGGACAGGAUAGAUACUGCUUUGAUUUACAAGCUUGCUCACACUCUCUCUCACUCUGUGAUUUUCAGAAUGUCAUAGCUAUCAGUGCUCCGAGUGUGAUUUCGCUAAGUCAACACCCUGUUUCCAUGACUACCUACCCUCAGAAUAAUGCGCCAAACAGCGUCACAGCUUGCACCUCAUAUGGUGCCCGAUGCCCCCUGUUAAUCAUGUUCCUUGAAGACAACAUAUCCCUCUACAAGCCGGCCAGUGUUCUUCCAACAGUAGCACAUCACCUUUCACAGUGUGCCCAUAUCCUAACACAAUGUCCCUACAGGUUCCUGCCACCAGGUUUCCCUGGCAACUGUUGCAGCUGCGACAGUCCUCAUCAUAGCAUCUUGAUUUGGGUUUCUGAUGCAAAUAGGAGGGAGCAGACAGUAUAGAAGGCUAUUAACAUAUCCAUGGUCCUCACAAUAGAUAUUUAUAUUUUUUCACGGCGCUUACGCAAGUGAUUUACACAUUCAUGUUGCUCAUGGAAAUAAUGAACAUAUUCCAUUGGCUUAUUCCAGUGACUUACAUCCUGUAUCUAUAUCAUCAAAACACACUUUUGAUUUACUAAUGCAGUGAUUUACAUCGUCUAUAUCACUUCUACAUGUCAGUUGCAUAUUCCUACACCAGUGCUGAACGUAUUCAUGUCCCUUGCACUUGUGAUUAACACUCAUAUCCCAUGCACCAGUUAUUAACAUGUUUAUUUUCCCAACACCAGGGAUCUUUAAUCCCCUCACUAGUUAUUUACAUAUUCGUGUGUGUGUGUGUGUGUUCAGUGGUUCUGACAACAACUAUUCCCCCAGUACUCUGGAUGUGACUCCCUGCCUGUCUUGUCACCUCAGAAAGCAUUAUGAAGCCUUAUGAAGCUCGUAUGAAGUGUCACAGAGAAGAGCCAAGCUAGAAAGGCUUAGUGGCAGAACAAGUUAGGCCAGUGCCCCACAGUCCCAGUAACAUCACUGCAGUGACUGAGUCACACAGCACUGAACACACACUUAACACUAAUGGAAACGCUGUGUUUACUGUGCAGGAAGAGACCCGCUCGCUCAACCAUUCAGGGAAUAAGUCAAGUAUGUAUGUGUGUGUGUGCACGUUCAGUUACGGUACCUACAGUAGUAUUUUCGAUUACUAUGGCAACUUAAUAUUGUUUCCAUUAUUUAGAAUGCAGCUAUAUCCGUGUGUGUGCAUGCGCCUGCUAGGUGAGUGUAUGUAAUGUGUGGGUUGUGUAAGGAGGAUGCAGAGAGAGGGAGGGAGGGAGCCAGUCAGACCUCCAUUUGAAAUCCCCAGUUUAAAGCAGUUCUCUGUCUGUUUCCCUCUGCUCCAGGCUGGUUUAUGAUCCUCUCACUGACACUUUUAGUAAAAACGGGAUUUCUAGUUAAGCAGGGUUCCCCCCUCUCCCCUCUGCCUAUUGGGAUAAGCCCAAGAGAUCAAAGGUCCGCUCUAUCACGGCCAGUCUCUUCAGCAUUCCACUGGCCUCUGCCUCUCUCAACUCGUAGUCAAUCUGAGGUUACGAGCUUGUGGUCAAGUCGCGUGUCACACUGCCCUAGUUAUCCUCACUGUUAAACCAGCCAAUCAAGGCUAUAGUGUUUCCUAAUUGGACAGGGGCCGAUGGCCUCGGUUAUCUUGACAUGUUUGUCUGUUCUAGCUCAGGUCCUGGUCUAAUGAGACAAUAUUAAUCAGGCUUUUGAUAUAUUUAGGAUGUGAUCUUAAUUGGUAGAACCUGCUGUGUUCUGAUCAGAGCAGCUUUUUUAUGUCACCUUUAUUUAACCAGGUAGGCCAGUUGAGAACAAGUUCUCAUUUACAACUGUGACCUGGCCAAGAUAAAGCAAAGCAGUGCGACACAAAGAGCUAAAGAGUUGGGAGGGGAUCUUUGUGUUUUUAGAAAGUCAUGUUUCAGGGGCCUUAUUUGAGCUUGAGGUGAGUGUAGCCGAUGUGAAAUGGCUAGCUAGUUAGCGGUGGUGCGCGCUAGUGGCGUUUCAAUCGGUGACGUCACUUACUGUUACAUGAGCAUAGCCUUGUUCAGGUGAGACAACACCUUUAGGGAACCAGCCAGGUCCACCAUUGGAGCUGGUCCCAUAUGUGGGUGGUGAACAGAUGUAAGCCAUAGAAUUAGUAAGUUGUUGUUAUCUUCCCUCGUAGAGUUUAAUUUAAUUCUGUCACCCAACCAUUUAAAACUAGUUGUGAAACGACAGUGGAGCCGCUACAUUAUUGAUACUCAUAGUGUCAAUGAUGCAUACGCUCCAGCGCCAAAUGCAAAUGCUCCUCCCAGUUGUCAAGGCCAGAAGUGUCAAACCGCUGUAAUUUAUAAGCAUUAUUAUUGCUAUCAUAUUUUUUAACGGCCAUCAGAUGGCCUAUGAAUACAGACCCAGAGAAACCGUGCGGCUUCUAUAGUCACACAUCAUGAUAAUGAUGAUGAGGAUGAUGGUGACUGAGACGGUGGAUCUGUGUGUCUGUAGUCUCCUAGUUUAACUUUACGUCAUUGUCAGACUAGUAGUCAGUGGGUGAUUUUAUUACUAUGACGCCAGUCGGCCUUUAGAUGGGUUUUAAGCACGUCUACUUCUACGAGGAUGGUGUUUAGAUGCUCUCUUGGUUAUUCUGCUUGUGCGUGUGGUGCUGGCUCAGUAUUUCCUGUCCAUAUUAUCCCUGUGAGGUUUUGUGGAGGUUGAGAUCAGAUGCUCAUGGACGUCAGCCUCUAAUUGUGGGGUCCAGCAUAAUGGAUCUGGGCCAUCCGUGUGAUUUGUACAAGAGCCUGCAGCCACUUAUCAAACAGGCCUCCCUGUUGCCUACACACAUACGUAGGAGCGCACAUACGUACGUGUGCACACAUACACACGCACAAGCACAUAUAGGCAUGAGCGCACACACAUUUGCGGAUUGACUGACAUUGACUGACUAAUUGAUUGUGAAUGAUUGAUUGAAAGGGGCUUUCUUAAUGAUGUGUGUCUUUGUGCGGUGGGCUUAACACAAACCUCUCGCCAGCUCCCAGCAGGGCUGCGGUUCAGAGGCUGGGGCUUUGUGUUCUGUGAAGGUGUCCUUAAUUUGAGAACAGAGAGACAUUAACAUAUGACUUAUUUCAUUGUUUCCGUGGCAACCGUGUCCUCUGUCACAAGAUGUCCGUUUUGGUUGACUUGGGCGGCUGACAUGAGUGUUAGCGUGCCGUGACGCCGGGGAGAUUAGCGGUAUCUCAUCGUGGAUGACUUCAUCUUCUGUCGAUGACUGUCCUGUGCUAGAGGUCAGGCAACCUCAGGUGGAGAGGUUCAUAAGAGGGGAAGUUUUAUUUUUAGCAACCAAAUCUACUAUUAUUUAGAUUUCACUUGUUUUUGAGAAACUUACCCCAACUAGUGAUUCACUUCCUCAUCCCUGUAAGGGGGCUCUGAAAAAACAUGAACAAAUUCUCCUAAAACACCCAUGUACGUUCUUUUAGGAAUGGCAAAGCUCUCAGUAUAUAACAUCUAAAGACCUGCAUCGCUAUUUUGAGAGCUUAUCCGUUUCCGCAAACUGGACCCUUCUAUAACUUGCCAUUUACAUCAAAAAUAGAGAUUUGCUUGCAAAAAAGCUAAAUUCUCCUUUAACAUGGAGCAGCCAUCACUGUUACUCCAACACUCUAAUGGGACAUGCUGAAAAGCCUCUAAUUGUGGGGUCCAGCAUAAUGGAUCUGGUCAUCAGGCUAGGUCUUCCUGAGCACACCGUAGCUGUGGUAUUCAGCUGGGACACUGUUCUUCAUGUCUUUGAACACCCUGUUCUGAGAAGGAACAUUAUGGAACACUUCAUUCUGAAGGUUCUAGAACAUUAAGAUCCUUGUUUUUGAAAGUUCUAGAUUAGAGAAAUUGACUCCUCUAAUCCAAAGUGUUCCAGACUUGAUAAUUGAUAAUUGACUUGAUAAACCGCUUAUGACAGAUGUUCUAGAACACUCUGACGUUCCCUACAUUGCUCGUGAACCUUCCAUGUUUAUCAGGGAUGUGUUGUGGAGUUGUUGGAAUCAUAUCGGAAUGUCCUGAACCAUCGGCGACUAUUAAAGGAUGUGCUGAGCCAGCAGCUGUGCUCCUCUCCUCUCAGAGGACAAGCUCGCAGUCAAGUCUCCCAACAGCAACACACAUUCACCCCCUCUGCUACUCUGCUCUCCUCUCCUCCACAGCAACACAGCCUACAGAUUUACAGUUUAUGGGCGCCUUGGCUCGCCAUCAUAUUCACACUCUACUAUGUCUGAUGUUUGUUUGAAGCUGGGCGGCGGCCAUAGCGCACAUUACAAAGCUUUGAAGUGCAAAUGGCGGUCUGCUCCGCUGCACCCUAUGGAGGGCCAGUGUAGAAUAACCACGGUGUGAGAGGAAUACGCAGCCAGGGGAUCAUGUGUUGAUAGUUGUUUCCUUGUGUGGGGAUAGAGCGGCGCCAGCAACCCAGUGUGAUGCAGGGUCAAGUUCAAUCCAGACGCCAACACUGGUGGUCAGAACCUCCCUAGUCAGCCAGGCAGCAGAGUAGAGCUGGAGGAGGAGUCAGGGCUCUGAGGGCUGACCUGACUAAGUUGCUUAAAAGCGUUUGCUAAAUGACAUAGAAUUGUUCUAUUAUAUUACCUCCAGAAUCAAUGCAAUGAGCCAACUUGAAAGGGAGAAGCAGAGUAGCAGUAAACAUUCAUCAAUAUGAAAUCAAGUUUAAUGGGGCAACCCUCAGUUCAAACAAAGCACCUCCCCGCCAUUGUUUCGGUAAAAGGCUGAGGGAUUGGGCAAUGUAACCACUCUCAAAUUCAUAGGCAAUGUAACCACUCUCAAAUUCAUAGGCAAUGUAACCACUCUCAAAUUCAUAGGCAAUGUAACCACUCUCAAAUUCAUAGGCAAUGUAACCACUCUCAAAUUCAUAGGCAAUGUAACCACUCUCAAAUUCAUAGGCAAUGUAACCACUCUCAAAUUCAUAGGCAAUGUAACCACUCUCAAAUUCAUAGGCAAUGUAACCACUCUCAAAUUCAUAGGCAAUGUAACCAUUCUCAAAUUCAUAGGCAAUGUAACCACUCUCAAAUUCAUAGGCAAUGUAACCACUCUCAAAUUCAUAGGCAAUGUAACCACUCUCAAAUUCAUAGGCAAUGUAACCACUCUCAAAUUCAUAGGCAAUGUAACCACUCUCAAAUUCAUAGGCAAUGUAACCACUCUCAAAUUCAUAGGCAA
Oncorhynchus keta (chum salmon) is the source of this 11210-nucleotide messenger RNA. RefSeq names its product leucine-rich repeat-containing protein 4B-like. Gene Ontology annotation, cellular component: plasma membrane. The transcript is spliced from 4 exons. The record is from RefSeq and is a predicted model, not a curated record. Bases 676 to 2871 code for a protein of 731 amino acids. Gene Ontology annotation, molecular function: protein binding. Lineage: Eukaryota; Metazoa; Chordata; Actinopteri; Salmoniformes; Salmonidae.